Neltuma alba is the source of this 1929-nucleotide messenger RNA. RefSeq lists its product as uncharacterized. The transcript is spliced from 12 exons. The record is from RefSeq and is a predicted model, not a curated record. Lineage: Eukaryota; Viridiplantae; Streptophyta; Magnoliopsida; Fabales; Fabaceae. The coding region runs from base 1 to 1929 and encodes 642 amino acids.
AUGGGAGAAACAGCACAACAAUCCGUCACGGAGAAGGCACCAAUUCAUACAAGUCCCAACUUCACUGUUCUUCCUACAAGAGACAACACUCAUGCAAGUGCCAAGAUUUUUGAAGAGGAAGAGGAAGAGGAAGAGAGCUUGAUAACAUCUCGACGUGCUCGAAUAAGUGGCAUGAAGUCUAGCAGUUCUUUAUCAAAGGAGGAGUCCAAAACCUCUAUUGAUGCUGGGCCAACUGUAACAAUUGUUUCAAGCGAGCAAACUUCUGAGGUAAUCUUGCCAUUGAGUCCUAUGUCAACAAAAGUUUCAACAAGCCUCAGUCAAAGCCUUUCAACCGUUCUCCCCAAGCCUUCCAAUGAUGAUGUUCAAGCUUCUAAUAAAUCCCUUGGCCAUGCCACUGUCUCAAGCGGAAGUGGUAAUAUAAGAGUUGACACAGAAACUACAACAACUCAAUUUUCUGAUGACUGUAUAAAUCAAGAUUCUAAAGUUUGGGAAGAAACAGAGCAGAAUCUUUUUUCCCAUACAAAUGGAAGACAAGCCUUAGAACCCCAACAACCCACAACUGGUUCCUCAAACUUCACAAGAGACGAGUUGGUGGGCAAAGUGGCGAGAAACGAAAGAACCAUGAUUGAUCCACAACAAUCUACAUUGGGCUCACACAACUUUACAAAGGAUGAGUCAGUCAACAAAGAAGUGAAAACAGAAUCAAUCAUGAUGGAGCCACAGUCAAAAGAAGAAAUGACAAGACAUGGUAUACAAUGUCACGAGGAUGAGGAAGAGGAAGAGGAAAGAAAAGGUGGCUUGAUAACUACCCGACAUCGUCAAAGUGACAUAAAAGCAAAGAACUCUUUCCUAAAAGAAAAGCCCAAGACUUCCAUUCAUGGAGACCCAUUUGUACCAUCCACGACAACUAUUUCAAGUGAGCUAACUUCUAAGGCAAUCUUGCCACCGAGUCCUAAUUCUUCAAAAGCUCUACUCUGCAAGCCUACCGAUGAUAUUCAAGUUUCUGAUAAGUCUCAUGCCACUGUCAUUGGUGAUGCUGCACCCAUUCCACAACCAACUACUCUAUACGAGGGCAUUAAUAGUGACAAAGACAUCAAUGGAACAGAUGUGAUUCAAGAUGAAUCCAAGGCAAAUAUGGCGUUCCAUGGUGUCCAACUAAACUCAAAUGAGCAUGUGACUGAUGACCCAAGCAAUCUUACGCAGAUGGAACAAGAGCUGUCAUGUUCUAGAGGCCAAAUUAAGCAUCCUGCUGUGACAAAGUCAUCAAAUAUUAAUACUGAGCACGCACAAUCUUCGUUGCUUCCAUUUUCUACUCCUUCGGAGUCGGCACCUUCCGUUCUUGAGACUGAUCAAGCUUUGAAUGUUAGCGGAGUGCAAGAGAUAAAUGAGAUGGUGAAAUUAGAGGGCUCUGAGAUUUCUUUAUUGGCACAGGCACUCAAGACUCACCCACAACUGUGUAUGUCUACAAAUGACCGAAGCACCCAAAUGCUGCGCAUAUCCUAUAGGGUAUUGAUUGAUAUACUCAACAUUCUAACCACCAGAACACCCUUCACAAUCACUGAGGCAGACAAGAGGUCGUUGGAAGAGAAAUUAAAGGAUGCUUGCCUUCUUGGUUUUGACAAGGACUGGCUUGAAUCUAUUAGGACUAAGGUUUUUAAUUGUGAUGUGUCUAAAGUUAAUGAAAUUCAAGAAACUCUAAAAGGUUUGGACAGUGAUCUCAACACCAACGAGGCAUUGCUUGCGGCUACUCGCAAUCAAGGGGUUAAGGCAGCACGAUUGGUUCAAAAAGACUUGGAUGCUGCAUUGCAAGAGCAUGCAAAUGUGAUGGCAAAUCAUACUCAGCUUUUGAAGGCCCGCCAAGAGAUUCUAGCAAGGCAAAACCAAUGCUGGGAAAUGAUUGCUGCUAAGAAUAAACAUUUUGGAUUUUAG